CCUGCAUGCACGCCACCGGCGCCCCUCUCACCCCGCCAUGGGUAGCCCCCGCGCCUGCAGCAAGCCGCCGGAAAUGCCUCACCUCACUUCCGGUCAGAGGUCCCGUCCCCGGAAGCGGCAGUGCAGAACCCAGGGACCAUGGGCACCUCCAGGCUCUAUACCCUGGUGCUGGUCCUGCAGCCUCAGCGAAUUCUCCUGGGCAUGAAAAAGCGAGGCUUUGGGGCUGGCCGCUGGAAUGGCUUUGGGGGCAAAGUGCAAGAAGGAGAGACCAUCGAGGAGGGAGCCAAGAGAGUCAGGAUCUCACCCAGGCUGGCGUGCAGUGGCACGCUCAUGGCUUACUGCAGCCUCAAACUCCUGGGCUCAAAUGAUCCUCCUGCCUCAGCCUUGGAGCUGCAGGAGGAGAGCGGUCUGACAGUGGAUGCACUGCACAAGGUGGGCCAGAUCAUGUUUGAGUUCGUGGGUGAGCCUGAGCUCAUGGAUGUGCAUGUCUUUUGCACAGACAGCGUCCAGGGGACCCCCGUGGAGAGCGAUGAAAUGUUCCCACACUGGUUCCAGCUGGACCAGAUCCCCUUCAAGGACAUGUGGCCAGAUGACAGCUACUGGUUUCCAUUCCUGCUUCAGAAGAAGAAAUUCCACGGGUACUUCAAGUUCCAGGGUCAAGACACCAUCCUGGACUACACACUCCAAGAGGUGGAUGCGGUCUAGCAGGAGCCUGGGGAGCCCCUGGGCAGGAAACUUGGCUGCUGAACAGCUGCAAACCGUCUGUUCACCUGGGCGCAAGUGGAUCAGAGCUGGGUUUUGUCUGUAGUGUGGAUGGAAAGGAAAAUAAAGGUCUUCAACCUUUGUUUUUUGAA
Messenger RNA from Callithrix jacchus (white-tufted-ear marmoset), 854 nucleotides. RefSeq names its product nudix hydrolase 1 (gene NUDT1). The record is from RefSeq and is a predicted model, not a curated record. Gene Ontology annotation, biological process: DNA protection. Lineage: Eukaryota; Metazoa; Chordata; Mammalia; Primates; Cebidae. Gene Ontology annotation, cellular component: cytoplasm. Gene Ontology annotation, molecular function: 8-oxo-7,8-dihydroguanosine triphosphate pyrophosphatase activity.